AUGAAAUAAUUAUUCCUGAAUUACAGGCAUAAUAAUGAAAUAAGAAAAACCACAUAUCAAGUACUAUCUAAAUAGUUAAUAAGAUUCAAUUUAGAAAUGGAGAAACAGUUUCAGCUGAUGGAUUUUUAGAAAAUGAAAAUAAAAUUUUGAGAACAAAUUUUUAUUUUAUUCUUCCUUUGAGAGUUAUUAAGGAAAACAUCUUUUACUUUUUACUUCUGAUAUUAUAAGCAUUUUCUUCUGAGCCAUUGUAUUUUGUGGUAAUUCCUCUUGUUUUAUAAUAAUGGUUUAUUGAUUUGCAUAAUUGUUUAAAUUUAAGAAAGAUGGAUUAAAUGUUAAAAGAGUAGGAGGCAAAAAUUAUUAAGUAAUGGGAUGAAUGUAUUGUAAAUAAAGAAAUCAUAUCUAAAAUUAAAGAAAGAUUAGAUCAAUAGGAUUAGAGUGAAAGUAAUCAAAAAUAAAAAAGCAAGUCUUAAAAUGACAAGAAUUCAUAAAAUAAAAAAGUUGAAUUUGCUUAAAGUUAAAAGAAAGGAAUUUCUAGAUCUAUUGUUUGUAAUUAAUAUUUCAUAUUCAUUUUAGCUAAUGAUUCAAUACCAUUUCAGUCAAUCCAAUACAAGUAACAACAAAGUAACAAAAACUUAAAAGCAUCAGAAAACGCUAAAAAAUAUAAUUAAAUGAGUCCAUUGAUAUAUAAAGAUAUGGCUCUAAAAUUAUAAUAAAUUUAAAUCAUGGAAACUCAUCCAUUGAUUAUUCAAUUUAAGAAAAAGGUUCCUAGUAUAUUUCCAAAAGAUUUGGUUUAAACUACAACUAAAAUACCAUUAAAUGAGAAAUUAAAAAAAAUGGAAAAGGAUAAAAUGAAUUUAAUUAAAUCUUAAAUUGCUGAAGAAAUCAAAAUAGGGGAUGUCAUUUUAUUAUAAAGAAAUUAAAUAGCUCCUUGUGAUAUUAUUGUAUUACAUUGCAAUGAUGAAAAUUUUUCUGUUUAAUAAUAAUUGUGUGAUUAUUCUUAAUCCACUGUUAGAAAACCAGUAGUUUAGAAUAGAUGUAAAAUUUUUAUAAAAUUAUAGCUGAUUCAUAAACCUUAGCUUAAUUUAAAAAAUCAUUGACUGGUAAUAUAGUAUUUCAUGAAUAAAAUUCUUAAAUCAAAGGUUUUUUUUAAUUAAAGAAAGAUCCAUAAUCUAAAAUGCUUGGUUUUGAAAAUUUUAUUUUUUGUUAAGAAAAAUUAUUAGCUACUCCUUGGAUUUUAGGAAUUGUUGUAAAGGUUGGGAAAAGUUGUCUUUGUUAUUCAAAAUUAUAAGGAAAAUUAAGAUUUGAGAAUAAUUAAUAUUUUGGAUUCUAUUUUGUAAUUUGUUUAAUCAUGAUUGUAUUGCUUUAUACUUAUAUUUUAGAUAUAAAUAAUUGCGUUUAAUUAAAAUGAAUACUUAUAUGAACUAAGAUCAAUAACAUAAAUUAUUAUAGAUAAUUGCAUUUAUUUAAUAUUGAUGGUUCCUCAUUUUUUUAAGAUUUAUUAUAAUAUUUGCAGUUUAUUUUAACUAAAAAUAAUAGGAACUAUUGAUUAAAAAUAAAUUAUGUCCUGUCAUGUAGACAAAUAUUUAGAAAAGCAAUAUCUAACCAUCAGUGUAGAAGCAUUUAUAGAAUAAUCUUUUAAAUUAAAACGAAUAAUAUAUAAUAGUUAAUAUUGUGAUUUUGAAGAGCAAAAGUUUUUAGAAUUUUUAGCAACAGCAGAAAGAGGUUUAUAUAAUAAAGAUACAGGUAAAAUUAAUAAUUAUUAUUUUUAGAAUAAUUAAAUAAAAAUUAGUUAAACUCUUAAGUCUUAAAUUAUGAUAUGUAGAGUUCUAAUUCAGAAAUUUUAUUCAGUUAAAGAGAAUGUAUAGUAAAUUAAUUACCAAAAUCAGUUGAAGGUAGGUUUAUACAUUAUUAUUAAUAAGAUUAUAAGGAUGAUUUGAAUACAAACUAAGCACAACUAAUUCUUUAAGAAUAAAUUUAACAUGAUAAAAAUUUAUUUGAAAAUUAAGAAAUUGGAGAUCAUCUCACAGCUUAAAGAUAAUCAAAUCAAUAAAAAAGUUCAAAAAUCUAUUAAUCAUCAAAAGAUUAAUUAAAAUAAGAUAAAUAUUUAAUUAAUGAAAAUACUUUAUACACUUCUAUGAUUCAGAAUAAUUCAAAAAAUGAUCUAAAUCCAUUAUUUUUAUAAUUAGCUUUAAAUCAUUUAGCAUUCUCGAAAUUGUUGAUCACUGAAAAAAAAGAAUAAAAAGUUAAAAAUAAAUUUCUUGGUUUACUUGAUUAAAAGUAGGUUAAUAUGGCUAAAAUUAUGGGAUAUGAAUUUAUCUGCGUUAAUAAUGUUUAGUAAUUUAUUAAUUUUAUUAAUAGAUAAUAAUAGAAUUAUAUUUUAUAAAUAAAAAAAGAACUUUAUUCAUUUAAAUUAGUUAAUACAAAAUUACAUAUUCAAAAUUAAAGAUUAUAUAUGUUAUUUGAAAUGGAUGAUUUAUCUUAAGAAGCUGAUUAGCAAUUUAUUUUAUUUUUAAGAGAAGCUAAUGUCAGGAAAAAUGAAAGUAUUGAAGAUAAAGUAUUGAAACAUUAAUCAGAUUCUUUACAUUACAUUUACUAUUAUUAUUGUUUUUUAAGUUAAAAUGAAGCAAAUUUAUAUUUAUCAUCUGCAGAGAGUAAUAUAUCAGAAAAUCAAUUAUAUACUCUUAUGGAACAGUUAUUUAAAUUAAAUAUUAUAUUUGGUUUGAGUUAUGAGUUAAAAUAAGAUUGUUAAGAAUUUAUGAAAAAUAUUAGAAAAUCAGAUUAUUAAUUAUUUAUCUACACUUAAAAUUCAGAAAUUUCAGCAACCUCUAUUUUAUAUUAAUCUGAAUUGUUAUAAUAAAAUGAUUUAAUUUUCAAUUUUAAUUAAUAAAAUGAAGAAGAUUUAAGAGCAUAUUUUAAAUAAUGUUUGGAAGAGUUUUCAAAUUAAUUUACACAUGCUAGUAUUAAUAGUAGUCAAUUUAUCAAAAUAUCUAAUUUUAGUUUUUCAAAACCAAAUUAAACAGAUCAAAUUAUAGAAAAAUCUAGAACUAAAAAAGUUAUUAUAAUUUUGAAUAAUCAAACAUGUUAAUAAAUCAUGGAUAAUGUUUAUUUUAAAAAUCAUUUAAAAUUAUUGUUAAAUUUUACUAAAGUUUUAUUUUUAUAUUAAGCAACUUAAGAUUCUCUUAAUAUUGUACAAGAAAUAUGGUGUAUUUCUUAAAAAACUAUAAAUCUUAUUUGUGAAAAUUAAAGUUUACUAAGAUGUAUUAAUGGAUGUUAACUCUAAAUGUUAUAAUUGUAAUCAUUUAGCUUAUUUAAAAAUCAAAAAUUUAACAAAGUAGACAAAAAUAAUUUCUUUAAAAAAUUGAGUUAAUCUCUAAGAUAAAGAUUAAUUUAUGAAAAAUGUUAUUUUAAUGAAUUGUAAAUUAAUUCAAAUACAGAUGUUAUUAUUUAAGGUUUCAAAGAGUUAGAUAGAUUAUUAUUUUUUCAAAGCCCUUUAUUAAGAAUAUUGUUUAAAUCAUUAUAAUAGCAAACUUUAUAUAAAACAAUUACAUUUAUGUCUUAUUUUACUUUUGCUUCAAUUCUAUAUACAUGGAAUACCUUAGAUUAAUAGGAUUAUUUGACUGAAAUCAUAUUCUAUUUUUAUAUUUACGAACUCUUUUUGUUUAGUAUUUAACAUUUUUCAUUUCUUGAAGAUUCAAAGAAAUUGUAAUAUAAUAAGGAUUAAUCUCUUUUGCUUUAAAAAUAUUCUAAAUAUAAAUCUGAAACAGAAAUAUAGAUUAUAAUAAUAAUUAAGAGUAUUAUGUAAGGAAUACUUAUUUCAUGUUUAUUUUUCUAUGACAUCUAAAAUCAAGAAUUUUAUUACUAUAUUUUCAUGUCAAUUAGUAUAAGUGAUUGGUUCUAUAUGAUCAUAAAUUUUAGACUCAAGGAAAAAAUAAUGGCCACUUGUGUUUUCCCACUUAUCUUUUAUAUAUAUACUCUAACAGAUUCUUCAAAAGAUGAUGAUGAAUAGUAAACUCAAAUAAGUACUUAGGAAGUAUUUUCAAUUAUUUUAGCUGUAUCAUUUUUGCUAAUAACAAAUAUUUUAUCUGAUUAUUUAUAAAGUUACAAUUUGAAUAAUCUACCUACAAAAGAGGAAGAAUUUUUAUCAUAUUUAAAUUAUAUUCAUCUAAUUAGUGCUCCUUUAACAAAAAAAAAGAGUGUAACUUUUUUGUAAAAUAAAGUUAAUGAUCUCUUUGAUAAUAUAGAACAAGUUGAUUUGAGUAUUCAAAAAUGUAAUUAUAUAAAUUUAUAUUCUUAGUAUUACUUAAUGAACCAAACUAUCAAAGUAGAUUUGGAUAAUGGACUUAAUAAAUAUUUUAAAAGGCAUAAACUAUUUUAAAAUGGAAAUAAAAACAAAAUGUCUAAUUCCUUUAAUUAAUAUUUUAUCAUAAUACUUUUUUACUAAUUAUGUAUUUUUAUCAAGAUUAAAACAAUUACUAUUUAGUUGAUUAUUUGAUAAUUUUUGGACUUCAAGUAAUAUUGUUUAUUGUGUUUACUUUUAUUCAAAUACCAACAAACAGAUAGCAAUAUUUAGAAUAUGCAAAAUUUGUUAUUGUAACAGCAGCAACAGUUUCGAUUUUGUUUGCUUAAAAUAAUUAAGAUUAUAUUGGUUAAACUUUAGUUAUGCAAUAUUUUAUUGCUUAUUAAUUAUCAAUUAAAUUUCAUCCUAUUUAUGAUUAUAGAAUUUAUUUGGGCUCAACUUUAAUAACAAUUAUUGGUUACAUAAUUUGGUAUGUUGUUGAGAAUGAAUAAAAUGUUUCUUUUAUCAUAUAAAUUUUGUAAUUUAUAGUUAUAUUUUCUGCAUCACAAUAUUUUGUAAAGAGUUAUGUAAAAAUAUUAAUUUAACAUAGUAUAUUUAAUUAGAAGAAGAUUAGGCCUAAAAUAAAUUAAACUUUAUAGAAUAAAAUAAUAAAAUAAAUGAUAUUCUAGGAAUUUUGUUGCCAAAAUUUAUAAGAGAUAGAUUAAAUGAAAGUAUUAAAACUUAAUUAAGAUUUAGCUGAUUAGUAUAACAUUCAUUAAAACUAAGGAUUAGUAGCAAUUGUUUUUUGUGACAUUUGCAAUUUUGAUUAAAUGGUUAUAGAGGAGAAAGAUAAAAUAAUCCCAUUUUUGGAUGAUAUUUUUAGAACUUUUGAUAAAUAUUGUUAAAUAUAUGGAGUUUAAAAGAUAGAAACAGUAGGUAAAACAUAUUUGGCAUCAGCUGGAUUGAAAGCAUGUGAAUAAGAAUUAACAUAUUUGUCUCAAGUUGAUCCAGUAUAGAGAGCAUUAAAUUUAGCAGAAUAAAUGAUGAAUUAUAUUAGAUCAAAAUAGUAAGAGUAGAAAUAUAUUAUAUAGAUGGGGAACACAAGGAUAAUAAUUAGUAGGUAAAAUAGGAAUACAUUAUGGAGGAGCUAUUAGUGGAGUUAUAGGUUAUCAUAAACCUUAAUUCUCUUUAAUUGGAGAUACUGUAAAUACUACAAGUAGAGUAUGUUCUACUGGAUUAGAAGAUACAAUAACAUUAUCAGAAUAAGCAUUUGAUUAAAUAAAAAAUGAAAAUAUUGAAUUUGAGAUUAGAAAUGUAGAAAUGAAAGGUUUAGGUAUUCGACCUACUUAUAUAUUCAAAUGUAAAAUUUAAAAUAGAGAAAAUACUCAUUCUGUAUUGUAUGAACAAGAUUUGUAAAGUAGAGAUGCGAGAAGCAAUUAUGUUGUUAGAAAGAAUCCAGAAAUAUUAAAAAAAAACUUAAAAAAAAGAUAAACUAUUUUAACAUACAUUGAUACUAUGAAUCAAAAAAGAGUAUCCAUUUAAGAAAAUGGUACUCAUAAUGUUUUUGGUAUCAAACCAACUGAUCCAGCCAUAUAUUAAUCUUUGGAUGAAAAAUCAGAAUAAUCACUUUAAUUAUUAUUAUCUAAAUCAGGUUCUGAAUAAAAAUAAUUAUAAUCCUUAUAAUAACCAAGUACAUUAAAGAGAUUGGUUACUAUGCUUUAAAAUAGAUUUCAAUUAGAAAAUUAUGAACCAGAAAUAGAUGAAAUGAUAGAUUAUGAAUAAUUAUUGGUAUUUUAUAUAAUUAACUAGAGAAUGUGAUUUUACUUAAGAAUGAGUACACCUUAGAAAAUAAUUUAAUUAAAGAAACAUCAUUUUUAUAAUUAUUAGAUAUUUCAUAUUACAAAAAACAAAUGAAUCAGUUUAUAAGUUAUGAUUAAUAUAUGGAAUUUGUUAAAGUUCAAUCUAAGAAUCAAACAAUUUACAAUUUAAGAUUGUAUACCUUAUAUUAUAUUAUAAAGCAAUUUUGUUAGAUAUAAUUCUACAAUGAUUAUAAUAUUGGUAUUAACGUACUACAAUGGUUUUGUUGUAUUUUAAAUUUGAUACAAUUUUUAAUUAAUAGAAAACCAUAUUUUGAUAAAUGGAAGAUUCUAAUAAAAGCUUUAUUAUUUUUUUAAGUUCUAUUGGCUGGUAUGGUUAUAGUUUUAGAAGAUAAUGAUGAAUUAAAAAAUGUUCAUGUGUAUGAGGUUAUUUUCAUACAAUGCAUAAUUUGCAGUGUUUAAAUUCUUAGUUUUUGGUUAAAAGUGGUAUUUUGUUUUUUCACCUUUCUCUAUUCAAUAAUUAUCAUUAUUAUAGAUGGAACUUAAUUGAUAAGCAUAUUUUUUUUAUUUAUAAGUUCAAUGUAUAAUCUGACAUUGAUAUUACAUAUAGAAUAAUAAUAGGUAGGAUGUUUUAAUUAAAAAAAUAUUUUUAAAACUCAAUAAUAAAAAGAAUCAUAGUUGCUGUAAUAUUUAUUACCAAAACAUAUUUUAAAUAAAUUUUUGGAUGAUAAAAUUAAUAACAUAGGAAUUUGUGAUAAAUUAGAUAAGUUAACAAUUUUAUUUGCUGAUAUAGCUGGAUUUACUGAAUAUUCAAGUAAGGUUAAACCAGAAGAAGUAUUAGUAAUGUUAAAGAACCUAUUUGUGGAAUUCGAUCGAAAAUGUUGUGAAUUAAAUGUUUAUAAAUUAUACACAAUAGGUGAUUGUUAUGUUGCAAUAGGAAUGAUAGAUUAUAAUAAUAGGAAUCCUCAUUAAGAAGCAAAAAACAUAGUAGAUUUAGGAUUUGAGAUGAUAAAAAUAAUUGGUUAAGUGAGAAAAUAAAUAAAUUUUGAUGGUCUUAAUAUGCGAAUAGGAAUACAUACUGGAUCAGUUUUUGGAGGAGUAAUGGGAACAGAUAUUGUUAGAUAUGAUAUUUAUGGACCAGAUGUUUUAAUUGCUAAUAAAAUGGAAUCAAAUGGAGUGAAAGGAUUUGUACAUGUUAGUUAAGAAACAAAAACAUUUUUAGAAUAAGAUUAUGAUGAUCUUUUUAAUUUUGAAUUGCACACAAAAAUAGAUCUUAAAACAAUAAAAAGAUAGAUUGAAGGAUUUUUGGUUCAUAAAUUAGAAUAAGAUCAUUUUGAUUAAGAAGAAGAUUAAUUUUUAAGUUCCUGA
Molecule: messenger RNA, 7461 nt
Organism: Paramecium sonneborni
Lineage: Eukaryota; Ciliophora; Oligohymenophorea; Peniculida; Parameciidae
Source: the annotation of a GenBank genome assembly